Trifolium pratense (red clover) is the source of this 1910-nucleotide messenger RNA. RefSeq names its product EVI5-like protein. The record is from RefSeq and is a predicted model, not a curated record. NCBI's taxonomy places the organism in Eukaryota, Viridiplantae, Streptophyta, Magnoliopsida, Fabales, Fabaceae. The transcript is spliced from 9 exons. The coding region runs from base 437 to 1540 and encodes 367 amino acids.
ACUAACCAAAAGAAAGUUUGAAACAAUCAUAUUGCAUUAAACUCUUUUACUUAUGCAUAUCAUUAAUUCAUUAAUUAAUCAAUCAAUUAUGUCAAAAGAAAUCAAUCAAUAAUUAAUUACACAAAGAUCAUUUCUUCUUUAUUCUUAUUCUUACAUGGUAAGGUAAGUGCAUUCAUUCUAUUUCACGAUUAUAGUAAUUUUCUAUUGUUCCUUCAAUUUCUUCUUCUUCCUCGUGUUUCAAUAAACCAUCAAAAACCUUCAUUUCUCAUUUCUGAGAUUGUUUCCGGCUACCCCAAAUCCAAAAAUCUUCUCUUUUCUUCCUUCAAUCAAUUAACCCUAUCAUUCACAAUUACAAGGUUUUUGUCUUUAUAAUGUUAAGGGAGGCAAACUAUGUCUUUUGUGUUCUGGUUUGAGAGGGUUAAUUUGGAGUUUUUUAAUGGAAAAGAAAAGAAUCGAUGACUAUGAACCAGGUCCAGUUCCUUCACCACGAGGGUUGGAUAGAUUCGGGUUUAUAAAACAGGAUGCUAAUACUUCUGAGGGUGGAGUCAAGACAAGUAGAUCAGCGCAUGAACAUGAGAGAAUUAAGGAGGGGAGAAGGGUUAGAAAAUGGAGGAAGAUGAUCGGGGUUGGUGGGAGUGAUUGGAAGCAUUACCUAAGGAGAAAACCUUAUGUUGUUAAAAGGCGUAUAAGGAAAGGAAUUCCCGAUUGUUUGAGGGGCUUUGUUUGGCAGUUAAUAUCAGGAAGCCGAGACCUUUUGCUGAUGAAUCCUGGAGUUUACGAGCAAUUGGUGAUAUACGAGACAUCAGCCUCUGAACUAGAUAUAAUUCGAGACAUUUCUCGGACAUUCCCUUCACAUGUAUUCUUCCAACAAAGACAUGGACCUGGUCAGCGGUCCCUCUACAAUGUUUUAAAAGCUUACUCAGUCUUUGACAGAGACGUAGGAUAUGUUCAGGGAAUGGGAUUCUUAGCUGGUCUUUUGCUUCUUUAUAUGAGUGAGGAAGAUGCGUUUUGGUUAUUGGUGGCUUUGCUUAAAGGAGCUGUUCAUGCCCCGAUGGAGGGGCUGUAUCUGACAGGAUUGCCUCUGGUACAGCAAUAUCUCUUUCAAUUUGAACGCUUGGUGAGGGAGCGUCUACCCAAGUUAGGAGAGCAUUUUUCCGAAGAAUGUAUAAAUCCUAGCAUGUAUGCAAGCCAGUGGUUCAUAACUGUAUUUUCAUAUUCCUUUCCAUUCCAUUUAGCUCUUCGAAUCUGGGAUGUCUUUCUCUAUGAGGGUGUUAAAAUUGUAUUUAAAGUUGGCUUGGCUCUAUUAAUGUACUGCCAUGAUGACUUGGUUAAAUUGCCUUUUGAGAAACUGAUACAUGCCUUGAAAAACUUCCCCGAGGAUGCAAUGAAUCCUGACACGUUAUUGCCGCUGGCUUAUUCCAUCAAGAUAACGAAGCGUUUAGAGGAACUGAAAGAAGAGUAUGAGAAGAAGAAUGGAAAGAUGAGUCGAUCCGGAGAACAUUCUAAAAAGCCAAUUCUUCCAAGCAUUCACAGCAACUGAAGCAAGAGUACAACAAGCAGUAAGAAAUCAUUGGACCUACAGAACUAUUUCUAAAGCAAACAACACCUCCAAAUGAAGGUCUCUUUUGCUGCUAGUGUGAGAAUCAUACCCUUAGAUUCUUUAAUUGUAUGUGACCUUAUGCCACACCACAUCCUUUGUAUAAUUAUAUUUAGUUCAUGCUUGUUUUCAUCUGGUUGUGCUCUUAGGGUUAAGUGAAUGUGAAAAUCGGUUGUAUAUGUAAAAACAGAUAUGGGUUUCUCGACUCCAUUCUUCUUGUUUCCUACUAAGAUGCGAUGUUCAAUCCACUUGUGCGGUUGUUGUUAACUAAAAAAAUCUAUUGUAUAUCAAAAAACUGAUACAGUUCUCUUGA